AAAUUUUGAAGACAAGCCAAAUAAGAACAUUUUCUGGGGCUGGGAGCGGCUAGGCACUCUGGCCAAAAUAGGGGAUUAGUUGAAGGGGAAAGGAACAACGUCUGCAGUGAAAAGAAGCGGAGUGCAUGGACAGCAGGAUGGUGGCCUGUGGAGCUCAGAUGCUGCUGUGCCUCCUACCUCUUGUUGUCCUGCCAUCUGAUUGGCUUUUGCUGGGAGUCGUUGCUCAAACGGCAGCAGGGCCUCUAGAAAUACCCACAGAUCCAACCAAUGACUUGGAUGAUAGUGGUACAACAGCAUCACCUGAAUGCCGUGAAGAACAGUUUCCUUGCACACGUCUGUACUCUGUUCUCAAGCCCAUGAAGCAAUGCAUCAGUUAUCUGUGUGUCACCAGUGUCCGUCGGGCAUACAUGAUAAACAAGGAGAUCUGCUUUCGUAUUGUUUGCAAAGAAGAUGAGGCCAUGCAGGAGGAGAUUUGCCGCCAGAUGGCUGGCCUGCCACCACGCCGUCUCCGCCGCUCUGGUGAACCUCGAGGACCACCCUGUCGACGAGCAAAGGGCCAAUCUCAGAACAUGCUUGAUUCUCAGUGAUCAGGAAGCUGUAGGAAUGAGAAGAACAAAGAGGAACUGAAAUCAUACUGACAACCCAUUCUAAAUUUGCCCUUUUCAACACAAUCCCUGUCUCAAGACAUGCUUCACUAGUGCAGGGACCUUCCUUGAAAACAUGUCACUGAUGUUAUCUUUGAGAUGUGGUCCUAAGACCCUCAUAUGCACCUGCUUCCGGGUUAUUUUGACCUAGGGCUUUUAAUGUAAAUCCUACCCAAAAUCUGCCUUAAAAUACACAUACAAAAUGCCUGCUUCCUCAGUGUUUUUCCACCCAGUCAGUCUAGAGCCAGCUUGCCUACAGAUAAUUAAUAUAAUCUGUAUGGAUGUGGAUGCACUUAUAGUCUCUUCUUCAUAGGGUUUGAUUGUUUCUCUGCAAAAUCAGAGGAUAAUAGCCAUAUAUUGAACUCAGUACUGUGUUUAUGCACACAGAUGAACCUGCCUAAGAGAAGGAGACACUGGAAUCAUGGAAUCAAAGGAAGUAAGGGACCAUACAGACCAUCCAGUCCAUCUUUGUUCAGUGCAGGUAGCCACUACUACAGUAUCCCUGCUGUCCCAGCCUCUGUUUAAACACUUCCAUUAAGAAGGGUCCACUACUUCCUGAGGCCAUCUGCUCUACUCACUGUUAGGAUGUCUCUCCUGACAUCCAGUCAAAAGCUACUUCCUUUUCAUUUAUCCCACUGUUUUUUGUUCUGUCUCCUGGAACAACUUUGAACAAUUCUGCCCCAGGUGUUACAUGACAGCAGCCCUUCAGAUAUUUGAAGACAGCUUCCAUGUCUAUCUACAAUCUUCUCCAGGUGAAAUAUAUCCAGUGCUUUCAACUAUUUCUUGUAAGGUUUUCCUUCCAGGCCCCUAAUCACCUGAUUGCUCUCCUCUGGAUAUGCUCCAGUUUGUCAGUGUGACUGCCUUUCCUAAGACAUAGAACAGGAUGCAACAUUUUCUAUAAAAUCUGACCAACACUGAAGAGAGAGGAAUGGACUUCUCUGUCUCACAGAGAAUUCAAUUUAAAGCAAGGUUUUCGAGUUGCAAGGUGUCUACCAAAAAUAUUUUUCUAGUUCUUGUGAGGUGGAGCCCAUCUCUUGCCAGGAGCCCCCAAUCUCAUAAAUGUAUCCCAUCAUCCAAAUCAUUCCCAUUUGCAUAACCAGUUAUUCACAUCUAGUAUUCUCCUCUCUUCUCUUGAAGAAAACACCAUCUGUAUCCCCAGCUACUUCAUCCUCUUGCCCAGUACUUCACAAUCCCUUGAAACAUCUUCAAGAAUGUAGGGGGUCCUGGGAGCCUUUCCAUCAUAUCGAAAUACAUGCCCCAGGAAGGGCACUUUUCUCCUCUUGAUAGGCUCUUCAGCUGACAGAUUGCUUCUUCAGGCCCUCACAGCAGGGACUCUCUGAUCAUUACUAAUGGCUAUUUCCUCCUCUUCAGGCCAGAGGCAGAAAUCCUUCCCUUUGCAGAAUCCUCUUCCUCAGUCCCUGAGGCUUGUGGCAACUGACUUUUGUCCAGGCAUCCAGAAAUAUCAUCAACAGGGAUGCUGUAGAAUCUGUAGUGAACUGUCAGAGAGCAAGGGCUCUUCUUGACAGACUUAGUGCUUGGUCUCACAUUCUUCUCUCUGUCUAACUUUCUACUUGCCUUUCUUCUAUCUCCUGGAAGGCUUCUUGGUACUAUUGACCUUGGUGCUGUUGACCUCCUGUGUUCAUUCCAAGAAUUCCUUACGGUCCUUCAUAAGCUGGAGAUUGGACAGCUUGAAUUCUAACUCUUCUCUCCCGGGAGGGCAAUCUGCCUGCAGUUGCAUCAUGUGUAAUUCUUGUCAUUUUCUGGGAGGAAAACAAACAUGGCAAUUCUCUUCAAGUCACAAGAGUAGUUUCUUCUGUCUCCACUUUUCUCUGAUAAACAACAAACAAAAAAGCCUCCCUCCACCUACCUGACUUGUGCGAACUCCCCAUAGAAGCACUGAGGCUGCCUUAUCUUGAAGCGUGGGCAUUGGUCCAUCCUACCCAGUCUUGUCUACUCUGCUUGGUAGUAGCUGUCCAGGAUCUCAGGAAAUUCUUUCACAGCCCUCCUGCCCUCCCCCACUUUUUUUAAAUUUAAUUUGCUGAAGUGUGAAUUGGAACCUUCUUUCUACAAAUAUGUAAUCUAUCACUGGUCCCUCUCUUCAACUGCAAGUAUUUGAACAAGCAAGUGCUUAACUACACAAAUGUCCCACAGGAAAACUGGACGUUUAUUUCUACGAAAGCUUAGAAUUCCUUGGUGAAGCUGUUCAUAUGACAUAUUUGAAAUUCUCACCUUUCAAAUAUUCCCAGUAGUAAUGGUUUCCUUUACAGCUGCAUCAUGAACAGCUGUAAAGGAAUUGUUACUGAGGAGCAAGGUUCUGGCUGUCUUUAACAUGCCUUCUGUCGUUUAAUCCUAUUCAGCAUGCUACCAUUGGAUCCUAGAGGUGCAUAUCAUUAAUUUACCAGUGCUAAUGCCAGCAGAAUGGCAGAAUAGCACUUUGCUUUGUACUUAUCAUUAUGUAACACAAACCUACAAAAGAUGAGGCACUGACUGAGCCUUCUGUGAACGAAACCUCUUGCUUUCAGAUCGAAUCUAAAUGAUUUUUAUAUCAACUCACUAAUAAAGAGAAAAGUAACAUAUGAAUACCCACCUUGAUAUUCGCUUGCACUGAUGAAAUUGGAUUAUGCAAGAGUACUACUGGUACUUCUGUGGCAUUUGUGCAGAAAAGCUUCCCAGUGGAUUGUGCUACAGGGCCACAUCACUACUGUAGUAUGUGCAAGCUGAGCUUAACUGGCCAAAAAUGGUUGUUUCAGAUAUAGCCCCCCCAGCAGCCCCAGUAAUGAAUUGCAUAAAAUAAGUGUAGCAUGUGCCAUUUUGUAAGAGCAGCAGAUCUUGAAAGAAAAGCGUUAGAAGGAAGGCAGCUAUGUCAUCCAUUCUUCAUGGAAAGUAGCAGGGACAAAUCACUGUACAAAAGCAAUAUUUCAAAAAAAGUAAUAUGGAAUAAUUCUGACAUGGAGUGGCUACUAUGGGUUGCUGUUUUUUAACUGGGCCUCAGGUCUUAUGCCUCACUUAACAACCCUUUGAUUAUUCUCCAGAACUGCAAACUUGCUCUAUUAUGUUUGUGAGGACAAGCAGUUAGUAUUGCUUGGUGCAUAAGUGUUUUGGAACAGCGACUUCACACACCUCUAUACAUCACAUGAUCCCCCUCUGCACUUGACAACUCUUGACUGAAUGGAUGAAUAAUUUGUAUUGUUUGUUAUCAGGAAAUAGGAAGACUUUUUGUGACAGUCUGCUCACAUACACAAGCAAUUCUUAGAUACUGUAGCUAGUAAAUGAUGAAUUUGUAUAUGUGAAUUUGGCUAUACAUUAGAAACUGCCUUUUGCCUUUGGUAGUAGCUUGAUAAGGAGAAAUGAAUAGGCCACUUCUUUAUCAUCACUUUAGGAAAAACAAUUGCCUAUUACAUUUCUGCAUGAUACCUAGUAACUAUUAAAGCUAGAGAUGCAGAUCUAAUUAGAAAAAAAGGCAACACUCUGUCAUUAUAGAGAAUAAAUAUCUACUUUUUUAAGAAAGAGAUUACUUUCCUAUGAGAAGCUGGUGCACCUAUGCUCUUAGAGGUACAUAUAUAAUAGUUUUAAAUCUGUUCUAAAAGUGAAAUAUAGAAUCAGUUGUAAACACCUACAAAUGUAUUGUAUAGCUAUUACACACCAUAUUUUAAGAGAACACAAGGUAUUUCUUAUGCAGCUUCACUGUUCUACUUUAUGCAUUUAGGAUGAUGAAUGUUAGUGGAAUUUGUAGAAAAGAGCAACUAUAUAAAUAAACUUGUAUUUUGCAGAAAGCUUACACAAAUAUAUUAAAAGAUAAUCUGAAUUCCAA
Molecule: messenger RNA, 4455 nt
Organism: Candoia aspera
Lineage: Eukaryota; Metazoa; Chordata; Lepidosauria; Squamata; Candoiidae
Gene: MFAP5
Product: microfibril associated protein 5
Exons: 9
Coding region: 126-587 (153 amino acids)
Biological process (GO): embryonic eye morphogenesis
Cellular component (GO): microfibril
Source: RefSeq, a predicted model, not a curated record